Marchantia polymorpha subsp. ruderalis is the source of this 3406-nucleotide messenger RNA. NCBI's taxonomy places the organism in Eukaryota, Viridiplantae, Streptophyta, Marchantiopsida, Marchantiales, Marchantiaceae. The record is from the annotation of a GenBank genome assembly.
CAGUAGUUUGGCUCAUUUCUUCUUCUUGCAUAUGUCCAGGAGUUCUGUCAUCUGAUGACAGGAUCUACUCCCAACGGUGGGUUGGGCCCCUUCUGGGGAAAGAAGACGAAGAAGGAUGAUGGGACGAGAGACCGUCAGGGAGGCGUUAGGUGAGGGUCAACGUCCCGUGGAAGAAGGGGCUGGUGGGCAGAUGCGACCAGCACCUGAGACCUCAAGGGGCUGAAAAUCAUGGCAUCCAUCGAUCGACUGCAGUUGUGUACUGUCCAAUGUUUGAGGCAGUUUGCAUGCAUGCAGGCAUGCAGAACGCACAGUGAGAUUGCUCGGAGAAGCGCGGAGAAGAAGAUUGCUCGCCGUUUGCUUGCAAGAAUCUUGCAUCGUCACGAGAUUGGUUGCCGCGCAUUAGUUUUAUAUGUUUCGUACACAGUUUGGUCACUGGAGGUGGUGCUGAUUGCGGUUCCAAUCACCGAAAGUGCGGUCAUGAAUUUGGAAUUGGCCGGAUCUCUCGCCUCGUCAUACUCGAUUGGUGAUGCCAAAUUUAGGGUCCGAGAGCUUGUGGGAGUUCCACGUGAGGCGAUUUGCGGAAUCGAGCCUGCGAGAUGUAUAUCGAGCAGACGGAAAGCCUUGGGAAUCCGGGAUUGUAGUGUAUAUAUGAGAGAUGGAAUCGUUGACGCUUCAAGCUUUUCUGUAAUGACCAUCAUCGGUGCGAGCAGGAGCAGUGGGCGCAGCAGGAGGAGGAGAAAGCGAAGCCGAUCUUCGUCAUCAUGCUCGAGGUUGACGAUCUUUGACGCUGCUUCAUUAGUCCCGACUGUCAUUCGUCCGAGCAGAGGUCUCACAUUCUUCGGGUGCACAAACGCGCACAUCUGGAAGCUCCUUCCUUGGCUCGCUCACUUUCACUUUCAUCCUCGAAAAAUCCAACCUCGUACGACCUGAUCGGAUCGUAGGUCGUGGUUGACUUCUGGCAUUAACAACAAUCGACAAUAUUUCAGAGGAGUACGCAACACCCUGAGAAUCAUACAGCGCGGGCGGGAUGCAAGGGCUGAACACGGGGAGGUGAGGAGGCGGAAUCUCGUCGGUCCGAAGCCGGCCGGCCAGCCAGCUAUGGUUGGUGGACUUUGGGACUAUCGGCGCAAGUCAGGAGUGGCAUGAGUCUGGGGCUGUUGGUGUAUAUCACCGUAGGAGCGUUGUAUCUCGCCGUGCUGGUGGCCGUCUUUUAUUUGAUCGUCCAAUUUGACAGGUUCUCUAGACUUUGCGUUGCUUUGAGUCGUGGGGAUGACUGCUGCGGCGAUGCGCAAGAGAGUCUCAGUCAUUAGGAGCGCUUGCGAAGCCGAAGUGUGUGUCAUUACGAAUCUGUAGUUUGCGAGCUAUUUGUAGCUCGUGCGAAGGACCGCAGAGGUGUCAGGCUUGUCAGACAGGGUGCGUAGGGCUGCAGGAAGGGGGCUCGUCUUGCAUUUCGGGUGUCAGAUUACUCUUCUUUGUGUAUCUUCGGCGCGGCUGUAGCAUCGGGAGUCUUCUGGUGCCCGAGGGAUCUUCGAAAUGAUUACCAAGUUGUUCAACCUCUGCUUGCACCCGUCGACGUCUGGACCAAAGGCUCUGCAGGGAGUUGACCACGACAAGUUCGAAGCUUUCUACGAGAGCCUUGGGUCCAAGAUAAACUCGUUGGAACAUGAGCUGGGUCAAGACUCGCACUUUAGUCUAGCAUGGAUCCUGUCUGCCAUGGAUUUUGUCCGGUCGCUACACUCGAGUGUCUUCAAGCUUAUCGAGGAGGUAUGGCUCCCGAUGCGAAAGACCGCGGGGAUGGAUGUCAUCGAAACUUAUCUCAAUGUGAGCGUGAAGCUUUUGGAGAUGUGUAAUUACCUGCGAGAUGGUGUCAGUCAGCUGGAGUAUUCUCAGCUAUCUUUGGAGCAUUGUCUCAUAUCUCUUGGCGGACUGGUCGAAACGCUGGCGCAUACAGAGGGCUCGGACGAAUUUGUGGCCGUGAAGAAGCAGCUGGAGAGUUGCAGGCUUGAGCUGGAAAAGAUGGAAUCCAAGACAGCUCCAAACUUAUGGGUGGAGAUGAUACACAAGUCGAAGGGAUCUGGUGUCCAAAGUGGCAGUGGUAGGAAGAAGCAAGAUGAACCGCAACUGUCAACCCUCGAAAGAUCCUUCAGUGUUCUACCCUCACCCUCUUUCAGCAAAAAGGCAUUCCUUAUAUCUCAGGUCAUGCAAGAUGUACAAUUAGUGAUUACCUUCGUCUACUGCCUUCUUCUGUGGGUUCUGACGGACACGUCCGAGCAGUUCAGUUUCGCAUAUGAUUUCAAUGCACCCAGUUUCGCCACUUGGAAAUCGGACCUGUGGGCAGGCUCUCUCCUGAGCCUGAAGCAUAGGAUUGAAAAUUCUGAGCUGAAGCAUAAGAGAUCAAAUUGUUCUCUGUCCUUGAAAGAAAUUAGACUUGUUCAUGGUGCAGUUCUUGAUCUCAUAGAGCAAGUGGAACAAGGAGUGCAACAGAGCGCCCAAGCAGCUGAAACCAAUCGAUCGGAAACACUGCAGGCUGUGCUGGAGCGAUCGAAAACCAGGCUUAAUGAUAUGACACAACUUUCUGAUAAGCUCUCUCUGGUAGCCAAUGAUACAUUCUCGGAGAUUCUCCACAGCCAGGAAAAGAUAAUGAAUAUUGUUGAGAAUCAGCUGCUAAGAUCGAUCACAAUCUAGAAUCAUUUGAUUGCCAGAGGCUUCUGAACAACCUAACGCAGAUAGACGAUCUUGUCGAUCCACACAUGCUUCAACCAUCCUUCAGGCCAUCCGAAAAGGGUCUGUGUUCUUUCACCUGGGUCGAUUGUUCUGCUCAUUUCCAACAGCUCACGACACUUUUUAUUCGACGACACUAUCAAGGGACCCUCGAACAGGCGCAUAGGAGAUGUUGAACGCUACAUUGCUCGGGUGCCAAUUUGAAACUCAGACGGAAAUGAAUUGUAACUAUGCACGUGAGUUUUUCAUUCAAGUUGUCAGAUUUAGCUGAAUCCAACUAAAGAAGCCUGGCACUGAUGAGCUGUAUAGAUCCUAGGAGGUGAACACAGGGGCUAAAUGCGAUCAAGGUACUCUUGCCGGUGACCUUUUCCCGUUUUGAUCACUGUAUAAACUGUAGAAGACUAAGGUGACAACAGAUAGGAAGACUCUGAUCUUCUUCCCAGCUGAACUUGGGAUUGUAAUUGUAUUUAGGAAGGUUCUCGUAGGAUGUACAUUGAAAGUCCCUCAAAAUGUUCAAGGGACUAGUGUUCCCAGUCAUGUAUACUGUGUUUAUAUGGGAGUCGAAGAAUGUCAGGACUGGACACUCUUUUACAUUUUACAUAUAGGAGUUUUCAUCAAGGGAGUGCUUAUAUUCUCCCACAAAGUACCUACUAAGCAUGUGAUAUUCAAAGCACACCCUUGUUCG